Molecule: messenger RNA, 258 nt
Organism: Arctia plantaginis
Lineage: Eukaryota; Metazoa; Arthropoda; Insecta; Lepidoptera; Erebidae
Source: the annotation of a GenBank genome assembly
AUGACGGGCCACGGUCGAGGGGCGACGCGCGGAACACGCGUGCUCGCGGACGCGCUUCGUAAGGCACUGACGGCUCUGGGCUGCGAGUGGCGCGCGGAGCCGAUCGGGCCGCCGCGCCCGGGCGCCGUGUGGCCGGGCGCGCGGGUGCAGGCCGCACCCGAACCGAACAGGACCUCGACCUCCUCGCUACUCGCUUACAUUCCAGAAAUGCAUGGUCCAGCUGUGGAUCUGCCGCUUGCGUCUGCACAGCAGAAGUAG